AUGACAUAUUUACAUAGUCAGGCAUCUGUUAAUAACGACGAAAGUCAGUAUGUAUUAGAAGCUUCUGUUGAUAAUACACGAAACUUAUCCUUGCUUUUAAAAGCAAUUCAUUUCAGAGACGUUGCUACUGUAUGUGCAACGUCAGAUGGCCUUAAAGUGACUGUUGAAGAUACAAAAUCUGUGCAAGGCAAUGUUUACAUACAAGCAUCAUUGUUUCAUGAAUAUGUGAUAAAAGAGCAAACUGUGGUUUUUAAAGUUAAUUUAAGUGUCUUAUUAGAGUGUUUAAAUGUGUUUGGAAAUAAGAACAAUCCAAAUUUUAUCACCACUGUAAAAAUUUGUUAUGGAGGUUAUGGAUCACCUUUAGUUUUACUGUUAGAAGAAAAUGGCGCUUUAACAGACUGCAAGUUACAAACAAUGGAACCAGAUGACAUAUUAGACUUUGAAUUUACUCCUUCCAAAGUUGUAAACAAAGUAAUUAUGCAGUCAGAAAUUUUGAAAGAAGCUUGGGCUGAUUUAGACAUGAAUAGUGAAUUUUUAGAAAUUUUGUUGUCGCCUGAAGAACCUUACUUUCAACUCACUACUAAAGGAACCCUCGCCACCAUACAUAUCAAUUUUACAAAAGAUUCAGAUAUGAUUGAAUCAUUCGAAUGUACCACCACACUCCGAAACAGGUACCAGAUACUUCUCAUAAAACGUUCUCUGCGAGCUCUCAUACAAUCUCAAAAAGUUUCAAUACGUACUGAUGACAGAGGGUUUUUGUGCAUGCAAUAUAUGAUAAAAGUGGAAGGUUCUCAAUGCUGUUUUGUAGAGUACCUGUGUUCCCCAAGUAUUUCAGAAGAGGACACUUAGUGUUAUAGAGUAUCUCUUUUGCAAUUUUGUUGAUGUAUCGUGUUAAUCAAUCAUGUAAAUAUGUAUUUUUGAAGCAAUGUGUAUAUAAAAUUAUUACUUCUG
This is a messenger RNA of Uloborus diversus, 951 nucleotides long. RefSeq names its product cell cycle checkpoint protein RAD1-like (gene Rad1). Lineage: Eukaryota; Metazoa; Arthropoda; Arachnida; Araneae; Uloboridae. Gene Ontology annotation, biological process: DNA repair; DNA damage checkpoint signaling. Bases 1 to 849 code for a protein of 282 amino acids. Gene Ontology annotation, cellular component: checkpoint clamp complex; nucleus. The transcript has 8 exons. Gene Ontology annotation, molecular function: 3'-5' exonuclease activity. The record is from RefSeq and is a predicted model, not a curated record.